UCAGUAAAGAAUGGAAAAUGCAUCCUCGGUGACAUCAGUGAUACUGACUGCCUUUUAUGAAAUGGAAGACCUGAAAUACUUCUACUUUGCUAUUUUCCUUCUUGUGUACUUUGCCAUCAUUGCUGAAAAUGUCAUUCUUAUUGUGGUCAUUUAUGUUCAUAGAGCUCUGCAUGAACCGAUGUAUGUCUUUGUCUGUAAUUUGGCACUUAAUGAAUUGUAUGGCAGCAUGGCUUUGCUGCCUCCCAUUAUGAGUAACUUAGUGUCAGAAACUCAUGAAGUAUCUCUGCCAUGCUGUCAAGCACAGACCUAUUGCUUGCACACAUAUGCAAUAACUGAAUUUACCAUUUUAGCAGUGAUGGGCUACGACAGGUACGUUGCCAUAUGUCACCCCCUGCAGUAUCACAGCAUCAUGUCUGUCUCAAAUGUUUAUAAGUGUGUUGUAUUAUCCUGGCUACUUCCCAUUAUUGCAUUCGGAAUGUUUUUUGUUCAAACUCUGAACUUGAUACUUUGUGGGAAAAUAAUGGAGAGGGUCUAUUGCUCCAACUAUUCCCUGGUUAAGCUCUCCUGCACAGAUACAACCAUUUCAAACAUCCUUGGAUUGUUUUCACUCUUUGUGUACACUCUUCCACAGAUUAUUAUUAUACUUUACUCAUACGUGCAUAUUCUUAGGGUCUGCUUUCACUCUAAAGAAUCACGAAUGAAAGCAGUGAAAACGUGUAGUCCACACCUGUUGGCCAUCUUUAACUAUUCUAUCGGCUGUUUCUUUGAAAUGAGCCAAAGCAGGCUGAACAUGAGCCAUGUGCACUACGGAGCUCGUAUUUUCAUGUCCCUGUACUUUCUGAUCUUUCCUCCCAUACUAAACCCUGCCAUGUAUGGGAUGAGCAUUCAAGCCGUGAGAGUUCGGAUUUUUAAACUGGUCAAAAUCGAAAAAAGCGAAAAUAGCUCCAGUUUCACAUGAGGUAAAGAUCUAAUCAUUAUUGAGCCCUCCACAUUUUUAACUUUAUUUUAAAAACAAGUUGCUAUUUCUUUUUUGUAUUUACAUUCGUUUUGUUUGCAUUGCAAGCUGCUCUGGGCUAGAAUGUAUAUUAAAUUAUGCUGCUGUAAUAUUUUGAAUUUCAGGAUAUUUAGGAACACUUUAACUUCAUGAUUUAUUUAAUUUUAUGGUUUUGCAUAUUACUUUUAGACAUUAGAGGAUACGAAUUGACUGUUUGGCUAUUGUCAAUUGUUGCUUGUUAUGGAUUUUUUUUAUUUAGAAUGUUUUUAUCAUUGAUUUUAACAUUGUAUAAUACUGGAUGAACUGACCUUUUCGAUCAUUACGAAUUAUGUGGCCCAUGGAUGGUUUUGACCCUACAAGACUGCAUAGAACAUUUAUGCCAGCAGCAGGUUCUGAGAGUGUUCCUGUUGUGCUUCAGAUGUGGAGCGGUGGAUUAUCAAUGACAGAAAAUAAAAACAUUUUU
Molecule: messenger RNA, 1457 nt
Organism: Anguilla rostrata (American eel)
Lineage: Eukaryota; Metazoa; Chordata; Actinopteri; Anguilliformes; Anguillidae
Product: olfactory receptor 4B13-like
Exons: 1
Coding region: 11-958 (315 amino acids)
Biological process (GO): detection of chemical stimulus involved in sensory perception of smell; G protein-coupled receptor signaling pathway
Cellular component (GO): membrane
Molecular function (GO): odorant binding; olfactory receptor activity; G protein-coupled receptor activity
Source: RefSeq, a predicted model, not a curated record